Molecule: messenger RNA, 756 nt
Organism: Trypanosoma grayi
Lineage: Eukaryota; Euglenozoa; Kinetoplastea; Trypanosomatida; Trypanosomatidae
Exons: 1
Source: RefSeq, a predicted model, not a curated record
UCUGACGCCGCUGAAAAAGACUGCCCAUUGGUGGGACCUGAAACAGCUUCAACGGCUACGAACUACAUCACCUAUGUUGUUACUGUGAAGCCCACUACAACUGGCCAGACUGCUGAAAAUAUUCCGGAGACACAAAACUAUGAGGUGAAGGUACCGCCUAAGCACGAUGUGAAUAUCAUCGAGAAGGUUGUGGCUCUUUGCAGCCCGCCACCUACAAGUGACCCCUCUCGUUCACCACCGCAAAAGGUAAUUCCUGCCAAAACGCAAGGAAAGGGCCUGGUUGACAGCGGAGUGCCUAAAGUGGCUCCUAAUUCGCCCGAAUCUCCCUCACAUGAUGGCGAGCCCAUCACAACAAAGGGACACAAUCGGCAGACUCAGGAAGGAGCGGAACUUCAACGUGACGGCACCAAAUCGCUUGACACCGCCACAAGCAGAGAGAAACUAAACGGUGCACGCACCAGUGAAGAAAAGGAGAGUAGUGCCAGCACCGAAGUCGCUCCUCCGACUUCCAGCGAGGCAGAGAGCAAAGAAACAGAAAACUCCGCCACAGUGAAGGAAGCCGAUCACACUCCCCCCACAGCCACACCUCAAUCAGAGACCACCACCGAAGAGGCUUCCAACACUGAUGCCGGUACGCCCACCUCUGCGGGAGAGGGCGCGAAGCUUCCUGACCGCAACACCGACGCCAGCAGCAGCAGCACUGCGUGGGUGCGUGCCCCACUGUUGUUGCUGCUUGCCGGCGUGGCCGUGUGGUGA